Molecule: messenger RNA, 3696 nt
Organism: Schistocerca piceifrons (Central American locust)
Lineage: Eukaryota; Metazoa; Arthropoda; Insecta; Orthoptera; Acrididae
Product: protein broad-minded-like
Exons: 9
Coding region: 203-3640 (1145 amino acids)
Source: RefSeq, a predicted model, not a curated record
UCAUUACUCGGAAGCUUGAAGCUAUAGGAUAUCACCGUUAAUAUUGUGCUGUGUAGUGGAGUUGGGAUAGGGUUAAGAUCAAAAAGGCAGGUGCUAUUGCAGCACUGAACAUCAGUGAAGUGUGAAUUGAAGCUUAGGUGAAGGUCUUCACGAAGAAAGUGAAUGAACAGCUGUUAGGGGAAUAAUCAUCUUGCCAUGUAACAUGAAAAUGAAUUUUUUACCACAUCAAGAUGCUACCAAUGACGAAAUUGUAAAGUGGAUUAAGAUGAUAACCAAGGAAAAAUUUAAUGAAACGGUGCGCAGGAAGAUUAGAUACAGUGGUGAAAUAAAAAAGCAGACAUGGAAAAUAGUUUCCCACAAUAUAUAUAAAGCUGUAAAAGAUUCCGCAGAAGUGAAGUUAUUCAUUGAAGACAUUGCUGAUGCAAUUAAACAGCGUGCAGAAUAUUCUGACUUUGAUUGGAUUCAUUUGUCUGUAACAGGUGGAAAUUUGAUCAACACUCACAAAUUGCUGCAGUAUAGGGAUAAUACUAAACUUGUGCCGUCAAAAUAUUUUGAAAGUUUAUGCCGCAAAACUUCGCCACACAAAUCGUUUUUUGUACGUAUUCAUGCGUUACGAGAGUUGUUAUCUGUUAAUUUACCGGACAGUAUAUCAUUUGAAAGCUGGCCCACUCUUCAAAGCAAUUUACAGCACAGCCUUAGCCAGAAGAGCCAAGAAGAAUUCGCAUUAAGCUUAAAAGUGCAUGCCAGAAUAAUGUCGUCCCCGUCGUUGGCGUUUGUGAAGGAAUGUUAUAUAAAUCUUGUAGAAAGCUUACGGUUGUACUAUAUAGAUGCUGCAAUCGGCACCAACCCAUCUUUUGUACAAGGAUUGAAUUUUUCAAAUCCUGUGCAUAACAAAUUGAUAAAACUGGUACAUUUUAUACUUGCAAUGUCGAACGAAAUGCCCAAGAGUUGGGCACGCUUCAAAAACAGUUGGAUAGAAGAAAUAAUUAAUGCAUUUAUGAUUUUGAUCACCAUGCAUAUACACACUACAACAGGGGAUGCAUUAAUUUAUCCAUUUCAUGUAAUUGCUGCUCUUGACCCAAGAGCUAUUUGGUGUUUCCAUUGGCUGCAUGGCACUCUUGGAAGAAAUAUUUUCUUCAGUUUUCAGUCAAAAGUGUCUGCAUUUUUAAAAUUUGUGUCAGGUUCAAUACUUCAGUAUUUAAAGCACCCAACAUAUUCAUGUCACAGUACUGAUUUUAACAAUAAGCUCACCUCUUCUGCAAUUAAGGAAGGAAUAUUUAUUCAUUCUGUCAGUAUUUUAGGUAUUAUGGCAUGCUAUAAAAGAGGAGACAGUUUUAUUCUUGAUUAUUUCAGUGAGCAGACUGGAGUAGUGCCCUUGCAGCAUAUCCUAAUUGCCCUUAUAACAUCUUUAAAUGCACACUCGUGUAGUAUUCCACUGAAAAAAGUAAUUACAGAAACUGUGAUAAAAAUAUUUCACAACAGGGGUGACAAGUACAUAAAUGAGUCAACAGUAAGGUGUUUACUGGAACCACUUAAAACAUUAAAUUGUGAGACCACUAUGUUACCAGAGAACACUAUAAGAAUCUUACAUUCCAUCACUGCAGAUGAGCAUUCCCUGCACUAUUUACUACACAGUACAGAAGAGUGUCGAAAAUCGGUUGGUACACUUGAGGCAGUUUCAAAAUGUGCAGUGGAAGCUCCAAAUGAUGAACCAUUUCAAAACUUGAUAAUGAAUUAUGUAGUUUCAAGACUUGAAAGACAUGAAAAAGAAACCGCAGGAUUGUUAAGCAUGCUCCUGGAAACGUGUGUAGCAUUAAUGCCCGUCUCAUUUGGUUGUGCGAUACCUUCGUUCACCAGUAAUUUUUUAACAACUGUCAUUGCUUAUUACAAGUUGUCUCAGACUGGUAUUAAUGAGGGGGAACAAACACAGUUUGGCAAAGAGAUUGGUAAAUUUCUCAUGCUGACUGCCAACUCUUCAGUGGGGCUCCUGCUACUUCUACAACACAAAGAUAUCAUAACUAAACUUUUCCAACAAAAUAUUAAUGAAAUUCCAUCCUUUACUUCGUAUUUCUUAUCUUCAAUUAUUCCCAACAUUUGCAAUGCUCUGGAUGUUACUGUGGAGAUCUGCUUAUUGUUGUCUCAGUUGUCAUGGUGCAUUGAACAAAAUGAUGCAAGGUUGUGGAAUAAGAAACAGCAACAACUGCUUAAUGCUGUCUUUUCUACUGCCACAACACUAACAGGAGCAAAAGGCAUCUUGGAUGUACCACCAGAAAAAUUAGAGACAGUGCCAGAAGAUAAUGUAUUUCAAUACAAGCAAAUAUCAGAGUUAAUUUCUCUGGAGGACAGAACAGAACCUUGGCAUAGUUUAUGCUUGUGGAUAUUACAAGGAUUAAAUGCAAAUCUAGACAUUUGUUUGCAUAUAGAAACAAAUUUUCGGAUAGAGAGCAAGCUUCUACAGCUGCAAGAGGAAAAUGCUAGAGCAAAGAGUGAUAUUAAUCAAGAUUUGUUGAAACCUAAUAAGUUGCACAUUGUUGUUGACAAGUGCAGUCUCUUACGGCAUUGUAUUCUAUCUCGCCUUUAUGCACCAAGUGGACCAAAUGAAUGUAUUGCUGUAUCCUGCAAUGAAAUCAGGAGGACCAGUGAUGACAUUGUAGCUGAACUCAGUACAGUUCCUUUUCUGGACUUUCAAAGGCAUCUUCCAUCACCUGAAUCCCAAGAAACUAACCAAAAUGAAGACAACAGUGAGUUACAAAGGGUACUCCAAGAUAAAGGACUGCAUGACAGUCAAUGGUUACAGCAAGUACGCAGAGCUUUUAAGGCAUCAUCUGAAAAGCAUAUAAACGGUACUGUUGUCCACAGAAUUGUAGGAAAUUUGUCUGAAUACUAUGGAAACACUAUAUCAAGUAUUGAUUGGGGUAGUACUGCAGAUCAUAUCUUAUGGCCAGAGGAACAGCUUGGGAUUCGCAUGACUGUGAGAUAUGGCAUAGCAGUGAAACUUUUGGAUUCCCAGCAACAGCAUGAACAUAAUCUUACUCUUAUGCUCAGAGCUGGUAUUACUCGAAAUAAAUUUGAGUUCCAAAGAUUUGACUGGUUUGCUGCAUCUGUAUAUAUACUGUGCUCUGGUGAUAUGGAGAGAUGUAUCCAGUUCUUGGGAAAUGCAGCUAACCUACCAUGUUCACCUUUGAUUUGGCCAGCAAUGGCUGAACAUAUUGGAUAUUCAAAUAUUAAUCUUGCAUUCUGCCAUGUCUUGGAAUACACAGCAGAUAGAGAGAUUCCUGAAGUUUGUGCAGCAAUGAAAAUGUCGAACAUACCAUGGCCACAAAUUUGUUAUUCAUGGGUUGCCCAGAAUUUUUGGUCUAUACUGGACUGGGCUCAGAUCUGUCACUGGCUACUACUGUGCAUGCUCUAUCCACCAGAAAUUAUUGUUUACUUUUGUGUCAGUUUAAUCCAUCAUAUACAGUCACAUAUAUUAGAUGCUGCAGCCUGUGGCGAAAUUUGGAACUGCCUAAAGGACCCUCCAUUUUCAAAAUAUAAAGUGAGUGAAAAUGUACAUUACAUGGAGAAACUAUUGCAGAGCUAUCAAGCAGAUUCAUUGACAGAAUUACUUAAGUACACAAAGUUAAGCAAUAAAGAUGUAUAAGAUGCACCAAUAAUAAAAAUUAUGGAAUUUUCCAUGUAUACAGCUUCCUGCUGUUU